Penicillium malachiteum is the source of this 1728-nucleotide messenger RNA. Its product is annotated as RAD52 DNA repair protein RADC. The record is from RefSeq and is a predicted model, not a curated record. Gene Ontology annotation, biological process: double-strand break repair via homologous recombination; DNA recombinase assembly; double-strand break repair via single-strand annealing. The transcript is spliced from 6 exons. Gene Ontology annotation, cellular component: nucleus. Bases 1 to 1728 code for a protein of 575 amino acids. NCBI's taxonomy places the organism in Eukaryota, Fungi, Ascomycota, Eurotiomycetes, Eurotiales, Aspergillaceae.
AUGGACCCAGAAACUGAUCGCGUUUUCCCCAGUGUCGGCGACCAGCAUCGUGGUGGACCCGCCACUAUCGGGAUGCCCAAUGCCCCAGGUGCCAUGAUGGCCAACCCUUUCGAGGAGCCCCAACGCAGAAUGAACGAAUACACCGCUCAACAGGUUGCUACGCUACAGGCUCGCCUUGACAAAAAACUUGGACCUGAAUUUAUUUCAUCCCGACCUGGUGCUGGUGGGGCGAAAGUGCACUAUCUCUCCGCGGAUAAGUGCAUUAGUCUUGCCAAUGAGGUGUUUGGAUUCAACGGCUGGUCCAGUUCGAUCCAGAAAAUUGACAUUGACUUUAUCGAGGAAAACCAAAACACAGGCAAGAUCAACCUCGGCUUAUCGGUCAUCGUUCGAGUCACAUUGAAAGACGGCAGCUUUCACGAAGACAUUGGCUACGGUCAUAUCGAGAAUUGCAAGGGCAAAGCGGCGGCAUUUGAAAAGGCCAAGAAAGAGGGUACAACUGAUGCAUUGAAGCGGUCAUUGAGAACUUUUGGCAACGUCCUUGGCAACUGUGUUUAUGAUAAGGACUAUCUUGCCAAGGUUAUCAAGGUGAAACCUGCACCGGGUAAAUGGGAUGUCGAUGAACUCCACCGCCAUCGUGACUAUGCCCCUGUCAAGAAGGAGGCCCCUCCUCCGAAACCGAUCACAGAGGAUGAUGAUCUGCCGCCACGGCGCCCUGCCGAGCCUACAAAAAGCAGCAAUCCUGAAAUCAACGCUAACUUCGAGGGGGAUGGCGAGUUCGGAAGUGAUGUCUUUGACGAAGCCGACUUUGUAGUGUCUGCUGCUGGCGGAAAUCCAGACGAAAUAAGCAUUGAGCCAGAACCUAGACGCCAGCAACCACCAACACCUAUGAACCGUCCCAUUCCCCACGAGGACCGCCUACAGGGCGGAAACCAAGCUGCUGCGAGACAAUCAUUACCACCGAACCUACAUCCCAACCCAGGCGCAGUGCCAGAUUCGAGGCGCCCGAUGCCUGGCCCCGGCCAAGUCAAUAAUAUGCCAAACACUAGGCCUGGAGCACCUCCUCAAGCACGCCCUCCUGCUGAUACCAACAUGCAAAAUACUACCGCCCCGCCCUACGUCAAGUGGGAAGACGCUCCUGGAUUUAAUAAUGAUCAUAAUCAGCCACCUGCUGGGUCCCAAUCCGUUGGAUUUUUCUCCGCAAGAGCAGCCGACUCACUACGUGACAACCCGAACGCUGUGCCAACACCAGGCAGUCAAUUUGACCCGCACGCCGAAAGUCCGUCUAUUCGCAAGACAGCAGGUGUCGACCACACAAAGAGCGUUCCCAUUUCCAGACCGAUGCUCUCGGCUCCCUCUCCAGCCCCAAACAAUUCACGUGAUUAUGUCAAUCCUGCAACAGACCUUCAACGGCGUGUCGGUGCUCCAGGCACACCUGGUGGUGGAGUUGGUAGCCCAUUGUCUCGAGGUCCAUCAACAUCCUCAUACCGGCCAUUGACCCGACCAAAUAUCGGGAACGCACCUAACCCUCCUGCCAUGAACAGAGGAAGUGUCCCUCCGCAAAACAAUCUCAAUGGGAAACGUCCUCCACUAAACGAUGUCACGAAUGCCACCACAUCGCCUGGUGCGAACCCUGUUCCUACGGCCAUGGGCCAAAAUGACCCCAAACGUCCCCGAGUGUCCGACGUUGCUCCUGGACCUCCCCAGCCACCUAACCCUCCGCAACAAUAA